UGUUUAAAUUGAGCGUAAGAAAACUGUGUGUGUGUGUGUUAAAACAUCGUGGUAACCCUUCGGUAUUGGUACACGACGUCAUUCACCCACAUAACUUUCCCUCAUGAUGACAGAUAAAAAGUCUAGGCUGAAAAAGAGUGUGAAUGACCGUCGUCUCCUCACACCGACACUCUGUAGACCGAUAUCGAAGGAAUGUCUUGGUAAUUAAUGCCGUUGUAACAUUUGUGACGUAUAAAUUUUAAUUGCCAAUUUAAUUACAAAAUCUUUUAUGAACUCGGAGCGAUUCAAUAUUAUCACGUGGUAAUGUUGUUAUCACUGCUACUGCUUAAAAACCAAAGAAAUCUGUGACGCUGGUCAAUUGAUGUCUUACAGUACAGCGCUGAAAAAUAUUUUUACAACAGGUUGGAUGUAUUUCGCUACCUAACACUACGACAACUCGAAGAUGGCCACAGAAAAGGAGACGUCAAUAAAUCCUGUCGCAAAUGGCCAUUCAACAAACACCAAUGACCAGACUCAAGAAAGCAGCGUGCCAUUUAUCAGAAAACUUGCCUUUGGUUGUGGGCAUGUAUUUAAUGAUUUGGCUGCAUCCAUGUGGUUCUCUUAUUUAUUAAUUUACUUCAACAAAGUACUGAACUUUAAUAGUGUUUUGGCUGGCUAUCUCAUGCUUGCAGGACAGAUCUGUGAUGGACUAUCCACAACUUUUGUUGGAAUUGAAUCUGAUCGAAUAAAUGGAUGUUGUUUUUUAGGUAAAAGGAAAUCCUGGCAUCUAGUAGGUACUUUCUGUGUUCUUUUGAGCUUUCCUUUUAUCUUCAAUCCCUGCAUUACUUGUGACAAUGAGCCAGAUUCCAUACAACUAAUAUACUACAUAUCCUUCAUCCUGGUUUUUCAAUUUGGUUGGGCAAAUGUUCAGAUUUCCCAUCUGUCUCUCAUCCCAGAAUUGACCAAAAACAAACAUGAACGUGUGUCACUGAACAGUAUACGUUAUGCUUUUACAGUGCUAUCAAAUUUAGCAGUAUAUAUUAUAUUUUGGAUAAUAUUUAAUAUGAAUGUUGGUGAAAAGUUAGGAAGGAAAGAUAGUGGCAAGUUUGAGCUACUUGUAUUUAUAGUGACUGGAAUUGGAGUAUUUUUCUCCUUUACAUUUCAUAUUCUCUCCCCAGAGAAAAUGUACUCCACACCAGUUGCAGCAGAAAACAAGGAACAAGAAGGUUUAUUGUCAUGCACUCAAAGUAUAAUGACAUGGAAAGACUGGUGGUAUGAACCACAGUUUUACAUGAUAGCAGUCAUUUACAUGGCGACUCGACUUUUUUUAAACAUUUCCCAGAUAUAUUUACCCCUCUAUGUUCUCGACACUAUCCAACUAAAUAAGAAAUAUAUAGCCAUUGUUCCUCUUGUGGUUUAUAUAUUCAGUUUUUUAACCACAUUAAUUAUGAAGAUGGUUAAUUCAACUAUAGGAGCAAAGAUGACAUUUGUCAUUGGACUUAUCAUAUCACUGAGCUUCAGUAUCUGGAUUUUAUUUAUUCCAAUUAAUUCAAUGCAAGUUUUUGGUGCUGCUGCUUUUAAUGGUAUUGGAGGUUCAGUUAUACUUAUAACUUCUCUCUCUCUUACGACUGAAUUGAUUGCAACAAAUACAGAAUCUGCUGCCUUUGUUUAUGGAUCCUUAAGCUUAGUAGAUAAAUGUGCCAAUGGUAUUGCAGUGGUUGUUAUCCAACAUUUACUUGCUAUGAAUACAGGAAAUUGUUGUGGAGAUUGUUUGUGUGAUAAUCGACUGAUCUUGUUUGUUGUUCCUGGUGGAGCUGCAACAAUUGGCUUCAUUUUUCUCUGCUUACUUGGACCACAAAAGAUUGGAGUUCGGAAACGCACAACAUGGAAGCAGGAGUUAUUCAGAUAAAAGUUGUAUGUACCUUACACACAAAAUACACCAACUGAAUCAAGUAAUCCAAUCAAUAACCAGCAACCCAAUGUAUGAAGGAAGACACAACGUUUAAAGAAAAUAUAAAUGAAUGAUAGUUAUAUUUAAUACUUGGAGGGAUUGACAGAGGGUUGGGGAAUGUAACAACAACCAAAAAAGUAUAUAAUUCAAGAUUGCAACAGAUUCAGUUGAUUUUAAAGUUUUACAUUGGAAUAAUCUAUACAUUACUCAGUCAAUGAUAUUAUAAUCCAAUUGUAUUUAUCUUUGACAAAAAUUAUUUAUGUAUAUAUGUAUAAAUAUGUGUGUGUGUGUGCAUGUGUAUGCAUGUGAUAUUGAGUGUGUGUAUGUGUAUAUGUAUGUGUGGGAGUGAGUGUGUAUAUGUGUGUAUUUAAUGGCAGUUGGGCUCUAUUUAAUCUAGGGUUUUAAAUUAUUAGUGAAUUUACAUUUUUUAUGACUGCUAUAUCCUUCAUGUGUGUGUGUGUGUGCGCGCGCACAUGCACACUUGUGUGUUUAUUGUAUAUAUUAUUUGUAUUACACCUUUCAGUAUGUCUGCGAAGGAUAAACUUACUCUAAUAAUUUAAACCUUUCAUAUUGGAGUGGGACCUCAAUCAAUAUAAAGCAAAUUCCGAGCCACUUACCAAUCAUGUAUUUGUAUGAAAAUCUUAUUUUGCUGCCCUGCAAUUCAAAUCUUCCCUGUUUAUACUACAAAAAGAUAGUCCUUAAAA
Octopus sinensis (East Asian common octopus) is the source of this 2634-nucleotide messenger RNA. Its product is annotated as major facilitator superfamily domain-containing protein 12. Lineage: Eukaryota; Metazoa; Mollusca; Cephalopoda; Octopoda; Octopodidae. Gene Ontology annotation, molecular function: symporter activity. Gene Ontology annotation, cellular component: membrane. The transcript has 12 exons. The coding region runs from base 443 to 1888 and encodes 481 amino acids. Gene Ontology annotation, biological process: carbohydrate transport. The record is from RefSeq and is a predicted model, not a curated record.